AUGGAAACUAGGACUGACAUAAGUGAGAUUGAAUGGAUGACUGGGAAGAGGAGAUAUAUUGCUACCUUUGAUGAGUUUGCUGAAGCAAAUAAGAUAAACAAUGGGCUCCUGACACACUCCAUUGAUCUUGAUGAAGAAGAUGCAUUGCCUGUGGAUUUGUGGAGACAAUUCUAUGAGCCUGUGCCAGAGAAUCCAAAUAACCCUCACAAAAUUGGACAUCCAAGGAGAUUAAGGCAUCAUCCUGCUCUAGUCAACAAGAUUGCAUGA
This is a messenger RNA of Miscanthus lutarioriparius, 267 nucleotides long. NCBI's taxonomy places the organism in Eukaryota, Viridiplantae, Streptophyta, Magnoliopsida, Poales, Poaceae. The record is from the annotation of a GenBank genome assembly.